This is a messenger RNA of Penicillium subrubescens, 1212 nucleotides long. Its product is annotated as 25S rRNA (uracil2634-N3)-methyltransferase. Gene Ontology annotation, molecular function: rRNA (uridine-N3-)-methyltransferase activity. Bases 1 to 1212 code for a protein of 403 amino acids. The transcript has 2 exons. Gene Ontology annotation, biological process: rRNA base methylation. The record is from RefSeq and is a predicted model, not a curated record. Gene Ontology annotation, cellular component: cytoplasm. NCBI's taxonomy places the organism in Eukaryota, Fungi, Ascomycota, Eurotiomycetes, Eurotiales, Aspergillaceae.
AUGCCUCGCAAGAAGCAAAAGAGUGGCCCCCCGCCCCGUCCCCAUCGCCCCAGCGGUGCAGCCAAGUCUGGCCCUGCGCCAGCAUCGCAGGCAAAGAGCAAAGGUCCUAAGACUGAUUCUGCCCCUGCUGGAGCUGUCAAAGAGGGCAGUCAAAAGAAGCAGUCGGUACAAGCGAAUCAGCGGCCGAUUGUGCCGUUCUUGAGGGGGGAUCGUAUUUUGUUGGUUGGAGAGGGUGACUUCUCCUUUGCCCGCUCCCUAGCAAAGCAAUACAAAUGCCGCAAACUAUAUGCCACAUGCUACGACUCGCAAGAGACACUUUUUGCCAAAUAUCCACAGACUGAGCAGCACAUCAAAGAGAUCCUAGACUCGUCAAAGCCAAAGUCCAAGUCUAAAUCCGCAGAUGCAGAGGAAGACAAGACCUCUGAAUCGAAUGCCCCAGCCACAUCAUCAACAUCAGCCACUCAAAAACCAAGUCCAAAGGUGCUCUUCUCCGUCGACGCCCGCAAAUUGGGUACCCCAGCUGGCGGCGGCAAAGAUAUCCGUACCGGCUUCCCUCGCAAAGAACCCAAAAUCCCGGCCUGGAAACUCCACCAGCAAUCUCAAGCCCAAGCACAGGGGAAAUCUACCCCAGCUGCGCCCCCGCCUAGCGGUCCGUGGGAUGUGAUCUGUUUCAAUUUCCCACAUGUCGGUGGCCUCUCAACGGACGUGAAUCGACAAGUCCGCGCGAAUCAGGAACUACUAGUGGCAUUCUUCAAAGCCUGCGUCCCGCUCCUUUCCACGGCACCGCCACCUGUGGAUGAAGACGAUGCGUGGGAAGAGGAUUCCGAAGACGAGUCCGACUCUGAUUCCGAUACAAACGAAGACGGCGACGGUGAAAACGACGCCCAAACCUCAGGUAAAGCUACUCGCAUCGGUCCAGGCCAAAUCCUCGUCUCGCUAUUCGAGGGUGAACCGUAUACACUCUGGAACAUCAAGGAUCUGGCGCGUCAUGCGGGAUUACAGGUUGUUACGAGCUUCAAGUUUCCCUGGGCUGAGUACGAGGGGUAUUCGCAUGCGCGGACGCUAGGUGAGGUCGAGGGAAAGGAUGGGGGGCGAGGUGGAUGGCGUGGGGAGGAUCGGUUGGCUAGGAUGUAUGUUUUCGAGGUUAAGCAGGAGGAGUCGAAGGGGAGGAAGAAGAAGAGGGCUAGAGAGGGGGGUAGUGAUAGUGAGUGA